This is a messenger RNA of Cannabis sativa, 3182 nucleotides long. RefSeq names its product beta-amylase 2, chloroplastic. The transcript is spliced from 9 exons. The coding region runs from base 327 to 2054 and encodes 575 amino acids. Gene Ontology annotation, biological process: polysaccharide catabolic process. The record is from RefSeq and is a predicted model, not a curated record. Lineage: Eukaryota; Viridiplantae; Streptophyta; Magnoliopsida; Rosales; Cannabaceae. Gene Ontology annotation, molecular function: beta-amylase activity.
UUGGAGUUGGAUCCAUCUUCAUUUGUCACGGGUUCUCAUUUUCUCUUUUAUUAUCUUUUCGGAUUCCCGAUAAUAUCGUAGAAAAUACGUAAAGGAAAAUUGAAGUGUAACGUCCAUGAUAAUUUUCCCGGGAAAAUAGUGAGAAAGUGAAUAAAGAGAAAAGCUUCAAACUUCCAUCGCUGUCCACAAAAAAGCCAAAGUACAAAAUAUUCACUUCCCCUCAGUCUUUUUAAGUGAAAGCAAUCCUUUCCCGUUUCUUCUCUAAAAAAUUUCCUGGAAAUAAACGACAAGAUUCGAGUCUGUUCCUUUCCUUGGGAAAAUCUAGAAUGGCGAUUUCUUCAGCUCAGAUUUUCCGUAGCUCGAGACCACCCAAUGGUUUUUUCAGAGCUACUACGACUUCUUCUUCUUUUUCAAAUGCGCAAACCUUUCUGGCUUCUUUUGGGGUAGCUUCAAGGUUUCGAAGCUCUGUAGCUGGAAGUCAUCGCCGAUGGAAAUGCGAGUCUGGGUACGGUACUUAUGCUACCAAUACCCAGUUUCGGACUAUGGCGGUACUCAAAGAUGAACGAGAAGAGAGAACCGAGGAUGAUCAUCCCUUGAUCGAUGAUUCUGUGGCCACCUUUCAAAGCCAGGUUGAAGAUAAGCCUGCCGAAAUUCGGGAGCGUGAUUUUGCUGGAACUCCUUAUAUUCCUAUAUAUGUGAUGCUACCACUGGGUACAAUUGAUAUGAAUUCUGAGUUGGUUGAUCCAGAAGGUCUUGUUAAUCAGCUUAAAAUAUUAAAGUCCAUUAACGUGGAUGGUGUUAUGAUCGACUGCUGGUGGGGGAUUGUUGAGGCACAUUCUCCACAGGUUUAUAAUUGGAGUGGGUACAGAAAACUCUUCCAGAUUGUACGCGAUCUUCAUCUGAAAUUACAGGUUGUUAUGUCUUUUCAUGAAUGUGGAGGCAAUGUGGGAGAUGAUGUACAUAUUCCACUCCCUGGUUGGGUUACGGAAAUUGGCCUAAGCAAUCCUGACAUAUAUUUCACUGAUAGAGAGGGAAAACGCAAUACAGAAUGUCUUACAUGGGGCAUUGAUAAAGAACGAGUUUUGAAGGGCAGGACUGCAGUUGAGGUCUAUUUUGACUACAUGAGAAGCUUUAGGGUAGAAUUUGAUGAAUUUUUUGAGGAUGGUGUUAUCUCUGAGAUUGAAGUUGGACUAGGUCCAUGUGGGGAGUUACGGUAUCCUUCUUAUCCUGCAAAACAUGGUUGGAGAUAUCCUGGUAUUGGUGAAUUUCAGUGCUAUGAUAAGUACUUGAUGAAAAGUCUGACCAAAGCAGCCGAAGUGAGGGGGCACUCAAAUUGGGCGAGAGGACCAGAUAAUGCGGGUUCUUAUAAUUCCACACCACAUAAGACUGGAUUCUUCCGUGAUGGAGGUGAAUAUGACAGCUACUAUGGGAGAUUUUUCCUUAACUGGUACUCUCGGACAUUGAUUGAUCAUGGUGAUCGUGUACUUUCUCUAGCCAAUUUAGCUUUUGAAGGAACUUGCAUCGCUGCAAAGCUAUCAGGUAUACAUUGGUGGUACAAGACCGCCAGUCAUGCUGCUGAGUUGACUGCAGGGUUUUACAACCCUGCAAAUCGUGAUGGUUAUGCACCAAUUGCAACAAUGUUUAAGAAACAUGAGGCUGCUCUGAAUUUCACAUGUGUUGAACUCCGAACAUUGGAUCAGCAUGAAGACUUUCCAGAGGCAUUGGCAGACCCAGAAGGAUUAGUUUGGCAGGUCUUGAACGCUGCCUGGGAUGCUUGCAUUCCAGUUGCUAGUGAAAAUGCUCUUAAUUGCCAUGAUAGAGAUGGCUAUAACAAGAUAUUGGUAAAUGCCAAGCCUCUGAACGAUCCAGAUGGGAGGCAUUUGUCUGCCUUUACCUACCUCAGGCUCAGUCCUGCUCUCAUGGAGGCGCACAACUUUGCCGAGUUUGAACGAUUUAUUAAGCAAAUGCAUGGGGAAGCAGUUUCAGAUCUUCAAGUUGAUCUGGAAACGAUGCAUGCCGAUGUAAUGGAUGAGGAAGUUGCACCACAAGACUGAUUACAAGUGAAACCCAACUCAUCUCUUUUGAUGAACAACUCAUAUGAUAUUCACAUUUUUCUUCAACCAUUGUGGGAGACUACGUUAUUUAAUUACCAGAAAGCAAUUUCAUUAUUGCAAAGAAGAGACUAUUUGCUUAAAUGGUAAAAGCUGAUUGUAAUUCCGAUGAAUCAAUAACAUAAGCUUCAUCACACGUUUAUUUGUUUUCCUUUCCCCCUGCAUCUGUCUUACAAUUCAUCUAUUGGUAUUUAAUAUUCAAAGUGGCUUGAUCAUGUCAGGUUGGUCAGCACUUAAUUAGCAGCAGCAACCAGAGGAUGUAGCUCAUUAAUUUUGAUCUUUUUAUUGAUAUUCCGAAAAUUAAAUAAAUUGGAACGAAUUACCCAAUAGCCCAUUAAUUUUGUUCUUUUUAUGCUGGAUAGUGUUAAGAAUUAAAAUACCAGAAGUUGUAGGUGCUGGAUAUGAUGUUUCUAAUUAACCAUAUCUAACCACAAAAGAAUCAAAGAAAACAGGAAAAAGCCAUAUCUGAAACAACAAAGAUACUUAGCUCCAAAACGACAAUGAAACUUCAGCCCCUUAAACAAUUUUUUUUUUUUUUGUCGCACAAAAUACUAAAACGAUAUUGGAAUUGAAUUGUAACUCAAAUACAAUAUAAUGCUAUAACACAAUCGUUUUUUUUUUUUUUUGGAGUAACACAAUUACAUGCUACUACUUGCUUUAAUAUCUUCUGAAUACACAAGAGAAUUCCAAGAAGGAUUCCUCGGAAGAAAAGUGUCGGAGAUGUAAGUGCAAGUGGGGAUGAUAGUAAGGGAGCGGGAUUUGGCGUGAGUAAAGGCAGCAACACAGAGGUGAGAAGCCAGACCUAAGCCUCUCUUGGAAGAAGGGACAAAGGUGUGGAGCAAUUCCAUCACUACUUUGCCUUUACCUUUAUCUCUACCGUUGCCACCAUACUCCUCUGUCUCUCUCUCCACAUACUCUAAAUACGCCUUCUUAUCUUCCGUCUCGAACCUCCGUUGGGUCCCGUUCCACACAAUUUUUGGAACCUCCGCCGGAAUUUCUCUUCCUGCCAUCUCUCUCUCUCUCUCUCUCUCUCUCUCUCUCUCGUUUCUAUCAAGGUAGCUAUUUUUGAAU